UGCCACUCUGAAUCGUUAUUGAAUCCGAAACGGACGUAUUGCGCGCGUGAGAAAUUUCACACGAAACGUAUAUUCCGCAAGGCGACCAUACUCACCAAAUUAAUUAGAGUAUUCGGAUUAGAACGAUAUGGUCCAAUUUGACCAGGAUAAAUCGACACAAUGUGCCGUUUAUGAUCAAACACCAGAUUCAGAGCAAAAAAAGAUCAAUAUUGUUGUACGUCCCGCCCAUACUGUUGCAAAAGUGAUUAGCGAUAUUAAAACACAAUAUCGUUACGAUAGUUUUGAACUAGUCCUACAACCGAUAGCAGCCGAUAAAGAUUUGGUUUAUUUAAAUGACCGUAAAACGGAAUUAAUUUAUGAGGUGGAAGGUUUUGAACCAAAUGAAAAAAAUAAUCUAAUACUCAUACCCCAAGGUAAAUGGAAUGGUGAUAUCAAGGAACGUUAUGAACUUGGAAAAACCAUAAAAAAGCCCUUGACAAAUGGUAUUUGUAAACAAACAAAAAAGAGUUCGCCAUCAAAAACUGUGGUCAAAGAACAAAAACAACAAGAAGAAGAACAACAACAACAAGAUUCUGUAGACACAGUAGAUUUUGUUAGAACUACAACAACAUCAAGUGAAAUAUCUUCCCACAUUGAAGAACAAACAAAUUACACAAUUGGCAAACAACAACGCCAACAAAGUUUAGAAUCAAAAAUAACAACUACAAUAUUACCAAAUUCUGAAAGCACAACAUUGUCAAGGGAAACUUCUGCUCACAUAGAGGAAGAACAGGUGAAUUAUAAAAUUGCCAAACAACAAACACUGGAAUCGGAGACUAUCAAUACUCCAUUGGUCAAUUCUGAAAGGGUAACAGAAAAACAAACAAUAAGGGAGGAACUUACUCUAAACACCUCAAUUCCAAACACCAACACCACAACAACAACAUCUAAUGAAACACAAAUCACAACAAAUUCUCCCGUAAUAUCCGAAGAAGUUAUACGUUUCAGUAACACCAGCAUAACAACAUCAAUAAUUCAAGAAUCCUCGGAGGAAAGCUAUAAAUCGAUUGAAGAAAAAACAACAACCAUUGAAAUGUCGACGGAUUGUGGUAAGCCCUUGGCAGGGGCGGAACUAACAACGGAAACAGUUACAGUUGCUGCUCCUAAAGUUCUCAAAAAAAGUUCACCAUCAAAAACUAAAAAAUCUACUGAAACCACAGAGGAUGGUGGUGCCACUACCACAGUUGUUGUGGUUAAGAAAACAACGAAAGUUAAAAAAUCCGAAGAAACGAAUGGAGAUGGAACAACAACAAAAACUACGGUUAAAAAGAAGUCACCAUCAAAAUCAAAGGCAGCGUUGGCAGAAGCUGGUGCCACGGGGACAACGGUUGUUAAAAAGAUAAUCAAGGUCAAAAAGACAAGUUCACCAACAAAAACCAGCAAAACAAAUACUACGGAAUCGACAUCUGAAUCGACUACCACAACAACAACAACGACUUCAUCUACUACACCCACAACUGAGGAGUCGCAAGUAGUAACAACAACGGUACCAAAGCCACCUCCCAUACCACCACCACCGCCUCCACCAGCCACACCAUUAUCCCCAGCCCAAACGGUUCCUGUCAAAACCAAAACCGUUAUAAAGAAAAAGAUUGUGAAAAAAGUCAAUGCCAUCGAACGCAAGGAAAAUGUCGAACAAGAUAAUACGGUCAGUACAACCGAUAGCAAAGAAUCCCCAGCUGAAAACUCAAAUGGCGCCGAAGAUCACGACACUGGGCUAUCACCACCCUCGUCAAUGACCACCGUUACAAAUGCCACUAAUUCGGAUUCAUUAAAUUUGAGUCCCAUGUCUGAACCAGAUCCCUUAUCCGAUGAUGAUUUAGCUUUAGGUGCCUCAGCCAGUCCCACAGAAACCGAACCAAUGCAAUGUAGUGGUGAUCUGUCAUUGGAUGCUACAGCCACUGCGGGGUCCACAUCAAAUUACAAAAUGAAUUUCAACAAUGACAGUGCGGCUGUGCCAUUUAAAUUACGACCACCCAUGGAGGCAUUUACUGCCAUUGCACCGCCCACCAAUAAUGGCUAUGUUGGUUUGGUAAAUCAAGCGAUGACGUGUUAUUUAAAUUCACUGUUGCAAGCUCUGUACAUGACCCCGGAAUUUCGUAAUGCUUUAUAUCGCUGGGAGUUCGAUAAUGACAAUGAGGCCAGUAAUAUACCCUAUCAAUUGCAAAAAUUGUUUCUAAAUUUACAAACAUCGAAAAAAUCUGCAGUGGAGACAAAUGAUUUGACCCACAGCUUCGGUUGGACUUCAUCCGAUGCCUGGCAACAACAUGACAUACAAGAAUUAUGCCGUGUCAUGUUCGAUGCAUUGGAACAUCGUUUCAAAAAUACCAAACAAGCCAAUCUUAUUUCAAAUUUAUAUGAGGGCAAAAUGAUUGACUACGUCAAGUGUCUCGAAUGUAAUACGGAAAAGACGCGAGCCGACACCUUUUUGGAUAUUCCACUGCCCGUAAAGCCAUUUGGUAGUCAAGUGGCCUAUGGCAGUAUUGAAGAGGCCUUAAGUGCUUUUGUCCAGCCCGAAACAUUGGAUGGCAAUAAUCAAUAUUUCUGUGAGAAGUGUAACAAGAAAUGUGAUGCCCACAAGGGUUUGAAAUUUAAAAAUUUCCCCUAUAUUUUGACUUUGCAUUUGAAACGUUUUGAUUUUGAUUAUACAACCAUGUUUCGCAUUAAACUAAAUGACAAAGUUACUUUCCCGCAAAUUUUAAAUCUCAAUGGUUUUAUUGAGUCCACGAAUGAAACAACGCCAACGACCGAAGCUGCCACACCUAAUUCAAAUGGUGUCGAUGAUUGUAGCACCACAGACAGUGGCUCAGCCAUGGACAUGGAAGAUAAUUGGAGUAGCGGUGUGGUGACCACGGCCAGUUCAAUAACCCAAAACGAAACGGAUAUCAAUGAAGACGAUUUGGAUGAUGGCAUCGAUAUGCACUCCAAUACGGAAAAUAAUCGUAAUCGUGUCAAUAGCGAGCAAAAUAUUAAACAGCAUUUGAGUGGACCAUUUACCUAUGAAUUAUUUGCGAUAAUGAUACAUUCGGGUAGUGCAUCGGGUGGUCAUUAUUAUGCAUACAUUAAGGAAUUUGACAAUAAUGAAUGGUAUUGUUUUAAUGAUCAAACUGUAUCACCGAUUACCCAAGAAGAUAUACAAAAAUCAUUUGGUGGUGGCAUUGGUAAAGCCUAUUAUUCCAGUGUGUACAGCUCAAGUACCAAUGCGUACAUGUUAAUGUAUCGACAAAUCGAUGAGAAACGCAAUGAAAAAUCUAUGAAAGCCGAUGAAUUCCCCGAACACAUUAAAAAACACUUGGAAAAGCUAAAGGAGGAGGAAGAAAAUCGUGUUACACGCGGCAGCUAUCGCCAUCGUCCCAUCACCGAUCUGCCAUUAAAUGAACAAAUCAAACCCCGCGUCUAUUUCUAUAAUCCACAAUUGAAAAAAUUGAAAAUGACCCGCGUUUAUGCUUCACAAAAUCUCGACCUAAAUGCUGUCCUAGAAUCGGCCUAUAGCAUGUUGUCGGUGCAAGAUUUUGCACCCAAAACUCAUUGUCGUCUUGUCGGCUAUGAUCCACCGGCAGAGAAAAUUAUACGUUCCUUUGAGAAUGAUAAGAACCUGUCGCUGACCGAGAUUCGGGCAAAUAGUGAAGAUCCAGUGGAAUUCCUAUUGGAAUAUCGUACCGGUGAUCAGCAGUUUGAAAUUUAUGAACCGGGUGGUACGACAUGGUACGUUUUUGUUGUCAAAUUGAAUACCAUGGAAAUGGAUGGUCCCUUCUUUGUGUACUCAAAUACAUUUGAGAAUAACGAGGUGCUGCGACAUUCAAUAGCGGUGCGUUUAAAUCUUAAAGAGGAGGAAAUAAUGGUGGCCACCACCCAACGUUACAAGAAGGCAUUUGUUAGCUGUGACAUUGCACCCUCAAAGGAAGCCCAACAGCGCUUGGAAGACCUGGCCCGUUCGCAAUUCAAAGAUGUUACCUAUAUGUAUGUAAAUGUGCCGAAUACAGAUCCCUCAAAUUUGGAAAUUGUUGGUAUACCAACAGAAGAGUUGGUGGCCGAAGAAAUCCCGUCCAAUGGCAUUGAUUGCAGCAAUAAGCUGUCGAAUGGUUUCCAUCACGAAUCCAAUUCCGAGGACAGCAGUUUAAGUGAUGGUGAUCGCACCCUAGUCGAAAAUUUACAUCAACGUAGUAGCAGUAGUGUCGGUGGUGGCGAUAGUCAAAUAUCUAGUACUAGUCACUCUCCUCAACUAUCAAGUCCCGAAGAUGAAAACAAUCACGAGUCGCUUAAUCGCAUCAAUGCCUACUACAAUAGCUUUUCACACAGUGGCGGUGACAAUUGUGAUGCAGAUGCUCCAUCAGCAGCAUCACAACCAUCACGAUUUUUCCAUGCCAUUAAAUUGGAUGUUUUGGACACGGUGACCGUUUCCACCAAACAUCAGUAUUCCGAUUCAACAGAUGGUGCUGAUGAGACGGCACGUAAACCCGUUGUCUCCUACAAGAUUUUGGUAGAUUCACACAUGAAGUUAAGCAAAUUUAAAGAACAUCUAGCCCAUUUAAUUAAAGUUCCAGAAAACUAUUUUGAGAUCAAUCGAAAACACGACAAGAGUUUGAAAAGUCUUAUGAAUCAAUCGCUGGUCUAUUUCAGUGAGGGUGAAACCUUGUCUGUGGAAUUGGGCAAAGAAUUGCAGGAGGGUGAACACAAAGCCAAAAUCUAUUUUAUGCGUCUGUCCGAUCUGACCAAUGAUACAGCCCGACUGCCAUGUGUAUGUGAAUGGAUAUACACGGACUCAAUGAAAGUGCCGGCAGCCAAGGCGGCACUGAUAAACAAAUUGCAACGCAUUGAUCCCGUCAAAUACAAGACAUUAAAUAUGAGCAAUUGUCGUUUGUGGCUAAAGGGUGGACGUAGUCCCAUAAAUAUAUUUUCCGAUGAUGAUACGAUCGGCUGUGAAAUAAGGUCAUCCUCAGCGAUUGAAUUUUUCGUACAAGAAUGCGAGGAUGGCGUCCAACCACAGGUUUCUAAUACCAGUCUAACGAUAUUUGUACGUCAUUGGCAUCCGGAUACCUUGAAAUUAGAUAAAUUCCAAGAAAUUACUUUAGAGAAGGACAGUGAAAUACGCAGUGCUUUAUCCAAACUUUCAAAUAUACCUGCAGAUAAUAUUGCAUACACAAAGGUAAAUGGACAUUUUCCAUACACAAAUGUGUCUCUGCUCACCAUCAACAGUGCAAUGAGCUGGUUUGCCAUACCAGCUACCUUGGAAAAUUAUCCAUUAUCCAGUACGGUUAGUGGUAAUUUGUAUUUCUACAAAGAUUCAACGGUUGAACCCAAGGAACUAACACCCGAAGAGCGAAGGGAAAUGAAUGCCAAGGAAAAAAUACGAUUGGAUAAUUUGGGAUGUGUUUCAUCGUCAACGUCACGCUAUUCUCGUCGUCAGGAACGUGCUUUAAAAAUUUACUUGGACAGUCCAACAACAACCGCCUCUCCACCCGUUGAUGCCAACAGUUCAAUGGCUGAUGAUAUUUAA
This is a messenger RNA of Musca vetustissima, 5536 nucleotides long. It is a transcript of the gene Usp47, whose product is annotated as ubiquitin carboxyl-terminal hydrolase 47. Gene Ontology annotation, molecular function: cysteine-type deubiquitinase activity; cysteine-type endopeptidase activity. Gene Ontology annotation, cellular component: nucleus; cytosol. Gene Ontology annotation, biological process: protein deubiquitination. The coding region runs from base 128 to 5536 and encodes 1802 amino acids. The transcript has 11 exons. NCBI's taxonomy places the organism in Eukaryota, Metazoa, Arthropoda, Insecta, Diptera, Muscidae. The record is from RefSeq and is a predicted model, not a curated record.